AUGAGGGCAUCUAUUCUCUUAGUUCAUACUCUUGCUGUGCUUGCCCAAGCUCAACCACCCAGAGCUCAGCUCACCCUUGAACCAGAACCUCCAAGUUGCCCCGAUUACUCUGGCUAUUCCUCCACCCAUCAUGAACCAAAGUCAACAGGUCGUUACAAGCUCUCUUAUCAAAGACCACGCCCAUCAUGUCGAACCUUUACCCUCCCAGAGGUGGAAGAUACCAUCAUCUCCAUGAAACGAGUCAUCAAAGACCCAGACUUGUUCCGUCUGUUUGAGAAUUGCUUCCCCAACACCCUCGACACAGCCAUAACCUGGAAGGGACUUAGCUGGAGGAAUGCCUCCAACUAUCUCCCCACAGACAUCAACAGCCCAGACCCACCCCCCAAGCCGACAGGAAACAACGACCCAGAAGAAGAACUCACCUUCAUAACCACCGGCGACAUCCCCGCCAUGUGGCUCCGCGACUCAGCCCACCAACUAAUCUCCUAUUCCCCCCUCCUCACCCCCUCCAACUCCACCUCCUCCCUCGCCUCCCUCUACCGCGGCCUCAUCAACCUCCAAGCCCGCUACAUCCUCACAGCCCCCCACUGCAACGCCUUCCUCGCCCCCCUAGAAUCCCUCAUCCCCCCUCCCUAG
Molecule: messenger RNA, 636 nt
Organism: Podospora anserina S mat+
Lineage: Eukaryota; Fungi; Ascomycota; Sordariomycetes; Sordariales; Podosporaceae
Exons: 1
Coding region: 1-636 (211 amino acids)
Biological process (GO): carbohydrate metabolic process
Source: RefSeq, a predicted model, not a curated record